CGACACUAAACAGAAGAUGUCUUUGGCGGUGGAGCCAAUCCUGCCCUUGAUUUUCAUCUCAUUUGGGUUUUCUUUUCUGGGUCUAGCCGAACCGAGUCUCUUCCCGGCGGGUUGAUCAGUCCCGAUUUUUGAUCCGAUUUGCAGCUCGAGGGCAUUCCUCCCUCCAGAAUCUCAGCAAUGGCUCGUCUGCUGCAGUCAUUGCGUCGCGUCUUAGGACUGACAUCUUCGGCUCCGGUCCCUCGUUAUGGCCGUUCAAUCGACACCAAUUUUUCCUACUUCCAAGAGGGAGACAGAGUCGUCAUCAAUGGCAAGACACCGCUGUUAAGCAAGCCUCUGCGAAAGGGACAGAAAUCGGACACUCGUCGGGGACAAUUGGAGCAUGACAAUAUCAUCGGCCAGAGGGUACGGGAUCUGGUUCAGGCGCGGAAAGGCCCUGAAUACCGACUCUCCCUCCCCACGCUCGAAGAAUACGUUGCCUUGACACCCCGUCUAGUCACGCCGAUCUACUCACAAGACGCCAAUCUCAUCGUCUCCCUCCUCGACAUUCACAUCACGCCCCCAGCCGAAGAAACAGACCACCCCCAACCACCCCUAGAAAUCCUCGAAUCCGGCACCGGCCAUGGCUCCCUAACUCUCCACCUGGCGCGCGCAAUCCAAGGCGCCAAUUCAACUCCUCCACCACUCCCCCGCAGCUCCCAAGUCACCUACCUACCAACAAAGCCCGGAGAGGUAGCAACACGCAAGAUCCAAUCCCCCAAAGAUGGAGCGACAGACACCGUCAACCCCGACCAAGAAAACUGGGACGCCUGGCGCUCUCAACGCAAAGCAAUCAUCCACAGCGUCGACGUCACACCCAAGACCUCCGUCCACGCCGAAAGCGUCGUCCGGGGCUUCCGUCGCGGCAUCUACACAGGGAACGUGGACUUCUACGCCGGCCACGUGGAGGACUGGAUUGCAGAGCAGAAGAGACAGCGCGCGCCAACAGGUCUACUUUCCUUCAAAAACGAGGUUGAACCGUUCCUGUCCUACGCGAUUCUGGAUAUGCCGUCUGCGCAUCUGCGGAUUCCCCACGUCGCUUCGAUUCUGAAGCGAGACGGCCUCCUGGCUGUCUUCAUGCCUAGCGUGACGCAGAUCGGCGACUGCGUGGAUCUUAUCCGUCGACAGAGACUCCCUCUCGUGCAGGAUAAGGUCGUUGAGCUUGGAAACGGGAUCAGCGGUGGUCGGACAUGGGAUAUUCGUCACGCGGUGAAGAAGUCCCGGGAGAAUGUGUCGGUGGCUUCUGCAUCUGAAUCCGCCGAGGAAGGUUCUGAUUCCGUUGAGGACGGCGCUGCUGAGGGCGAGUCCUCGGACAGCACUGUUUCUGUGCCUGUCUCGCCCGAAGAAUCUCCCAAGGAAGAAGACAGUGUGCUUGUGUGUCGCCCCAAGGUUGGAUCGCGAAUCGUGGGCGGCGGCUUCGUCGGCAUUUGGAGAAAGAUCGAGGAUACGCGGAAGAGCUGAGUGGAAACUUGCUUUUUCCUACAAUCUUUCUACCUGAUUCCCAUAUAUUGGAUACCCAUUUGUACUAUACAUACAUGCUAGCAUAGACACUACUCGUAGACUGUACUAUUACUACCACUACCAAUCUAC
Molecule: messenger RNA, 1626 nt
Organism: Aspergillus ibericus CBS 121593
Lineage: Eukaryota; Fungi; Ascomycota; Eurotiomycetes; Eurotiales; Aspergillaceae
Product: tRNA (adenine-N(1)-)-methyltransferase
Exons: 4
Coding region: 178-1497 (439 amino acids)
Biological process (GO): tRNA methylation
Cellular component (GO): tRNA (m1A) methyltransferase complex
Source: RefSeq, a predicted model, not a curated record